This is a messenger RNA of Vitrella brassicaformis, 2713 nucleotides long. Lineage: Eukaryota; Vitrellaceae. The record is from the annotation of a GenBank genome assembly.
GAGAAUGAUAUGUAUGAAUAUGUGCCGCCAUUCCAGGCAGGGUCGUAUGUACACCUUUGGUCCGCAUACACAUACACACCAACACAUGUCAACUUCAUCCACAAACCACUCAACAAACAUAUCUAUCUACCCAUCCACGGAUCUCGUCAUCGUCAGCAUCAAAAUCUGGGGAUCAGGUUGGGCAGGGGGCUGGGCGGCGGCCUCCCGAGCACUGUCGAGUAGGUGUUCCUCAAACCCUUCAGCACCCUCUUGCCAAGCUGCACCUGCACCUCGUCCUCCUCGGUGUCGAGAAUCUACACACCACACACACGAGGGAUGGCUGUGGGUCUCGAGUUUGUGUCACUCAUUGCUUACGGUUGCCGUCUUGCCCUGGCCGAGUGCCGUGACGGCCAGGUUGGCGGCGGCGAGGCCACUCACGUAAGCGCGCUCUUGCGACAGACCCUGAGUAGGUGUCCAUGUGUGUGUGUGCAUCUCUCUGUGUGUGUGUGUACCUGUGCGCCGUGUUUGAGCCUGACCCAGUCGCCCGCAAGGAAGAGGUUGUUGAUGGAGGUCGUCUGUGUGGGCCUGUUGGCGUAGGUUCCUGGCGCAAACGCUGUCACUGCUUGGGGGAAGCGAAGGACAGCAGAGUCCACAACUUUCGCGGAAGACACCUCAGGCUUCACAGUGGACAGCAUGGAGAAGAUCUGGCAAAGCGAGCAACAAAGACACAGCAGGGGGAUUCAUUCACUCAAUCGCACACACAUUCACACACCUUUCCGACGAUCUGCUCAUCCGAAAGGGGCAGCAGCUCGGCGGCAUGGUAGAAGUCACACGCCACCACGGAGCCCUCGGCAUCCCGAUACUCGUCCUGCAAAUCGUUUAGGUGGAAGAACGUCCCGCCAACCGUCUCGUCAAAGCCUGCAUGAAAAGGAGGGGUCGUGACAAUCAUACGUACACCGAGGGCUGCUGUGCAUCCAUGUUGGUCACCUGAGAAGACAUUUGACGGAUAUUCGAAAUCGAUCUUUUUGUCCAGCCACACCCGCGUCGAGAUGACGUCGAGCGACUUCAGAUUCAUCACCUGCACAGACAGACGCGACGAAAACAUGGCAACCAUUACUUGCACCUUCUCUCUUGUCUGCGACCUACCUUUCUGAACUCUGGCCGCUUAAGCGACGGCGACUGAGUCACCAGCUGCAGCAAAGCACAGCAUAGAACAUCAGCUGACAGAGACGCCGUGUGUGAAAGCACAUACACACCUUUUUCAUGGCGUUUAUCCCCACAGCCAUGACGACGGCAUCCGUUUCGAACACCCUUUCCUCGCCACUGGCGGCAUCCUUCGCCAUCACACGACGAACCGCACCACUGAAGAAAACAAAAAGAGAGGCGAAGCGAGCAAAUCCGUUGAGAUCGACGGCUUUCUUGCACGUGGCUGACGUUUGUUCGUCGACGUCGAUGCUGGUGACGAACUGGCCGCCCUUGACAGUGCCCCCCGAGCUUUCAAUGCGGGACACCAAUGGCAUGAAGAUCCGCUCGCUGAGUGUGCCGCGGCACCACGCGACGUCAAAGUCAUAUUGGUGCCCCAACACAUAAAAGUAUAGCAUCCCCAGCGUCACUGAUGACCACACGUGGAUGCCGAGAAGGUCGUUCCAUGAAUCCUGUCCGUGCGCCCCUACCUGCUGCUGACAGCUCUUCAGGCGGCGCAAACAGGCCGACAAGGAGGAUGGGUCGCAGGAACUCCUCGUAUAACCUGCAGGCACACACAAAUACGGAGAGGGGUUCGAACACUACAUUUCCUAGACGCCACGAACAAUUCACCUGUCAGAGACGCCGAAUCGCCGGAAAAGCUCAUGGGCGCUGAGCUUGUCGUAUUCCCUGUAGGCGUCGUCGUCAAUAUCAUGCUCUAGGACAGCAGUCAGCAGUGGGAGCAUCGAGGCUCGGUCAGCCAAGGGGAGGUUCCGGAACCGAUAAUCGCCAAAUGACGUAUAGUACAUGAGUCCGAGCGGCGAGGGAAACCGCUGUCUGUUCUGCAUCACGGGGGCGACACAUUGCAGGCCAGAUGGGGACCAGAGGCCGCUCUGUAAAUAUUUCAAGGCACAUACGCACAAGGCACAUCAGAAGACCCGCUCUGCAUCCAUUCGGUUCGGUGUCUGCAGCCCACCUCAGUGCAUUCGGUGAGAGGCCAGGGUGUGAUCUUGAGGUCGUCAUGUAUCAGGGAGAAGAUAUUUGGAUACUGGUACCUGGCAGACAGUCACAUUUCCUUAUUUCCUUUUCUUCCUUUCUCUCUCUCUCCCUCUUGGUCCAUACCAGAAUCCUUUGAUGCCCGCUUCCACAGUCCGCCCCUCCUUGGUCCUCCAGCCACUCGACAGCCCCCCGGGAUUUGGACUCGCGUCUAACAAAGUCACAUCAUAUCCUUCUUCUGCCAGAUGCUUCGCAGCACCGAACCCUGCCCACCCGCCGCCAACCACGACAACUCGCUUCCUCUUAUCUGUCGGGCUUUCCAUCGGUGGCCUUGGCCCCUCUGUUUCCGGCACUUGCGUUGAUGCGUCAUCAGCAGCAGCUGAAAGCCGCCUCAGUGCAUGACGGGAUGUGCGCUGGAGGGAGGGAAGGGGAGCAAUGAAGGCAGCGGGCGCACGCUGGUCACAGGCGAGAAUGGAUUGGGUGACCUGAACGACGAGAGAGAUGAGAAUGGCUGGCAGGGCUGUCCAUCUGCAUUGCAGUUGGCACGAGAUCUGAC